AUGGCCAACGACACCGACACCGACCAAGGUGACGAGUACUUUUUCUCUCGAACUUUUCUGUCCUCUGCGCGACUCACGUCGCAGCACUUUGUGUGGACUGCCAAAGCGGGAUUCUUGCUGCAUCCCGCAGUCGAAAAGAGGCUGUCGGAAAUAAAGACACCGGAAAUUGUGGACGUUGCAGCGGGUAAUGCGAUUGUGGCACUCACUCUAGCCCACGACCAUCCCAAGAGCACGGUCGUCGCUCUCGAUAUAUCGGCCGGCCAAUAUCCUCACCCCUGGAACCGUCCAGCAAACACUGAUUUCGGGGUGUGGAACUUCUUCGACCCUGUUCCCGAACAGUACCGUGAGAGAUUCGACGUCGUCUACAUCCGGGCGGUUUCGACGAUAUUGCACGGUCGAGAAAAGGCAAAGGUGGUGGAAAAGCUGAUCAGGAUGCUGAAGCCCGGAGGAUACCUUCAAUGGCACGAAUGCUGCUCGACCGCGAUGGGGGUUUUGGAUGAGCAAUCGCCCCUAACUCCCUUACCAGGCAUGCCCGACUAUUUCCAGACGAUUGAAAAAUACGUGGGUGGAUUCAACUCGGCGGAGCAUUACGGCGAUCUCGACAAGGUGUUUGCGGACAAUGGUCUGGUCGACGUGGACAGGAGGGUCUCCCCAGUCCUCCCUCACUUGCUCAAGCAUGAAACGGACCUGGUAGUCAUGUCAAUGAACGAAGUCUUUGCGACUCUGCGCCGGCGCCCUGGACAGUCGGCCGAGGCUACGCGGGAGCUGGAAGAGGCUCUGGUGAAGAUGUCGGCCGCCGUGGCCAGCGGGAAGUGUUUUGUCUACCUGAUGGCAGUCGUCGUGGGGCGGAAACCUGGCGGGCAAUGA
Messenger RNA from Fonsecaea nubica, 867 nucleotides. RefSeq lists its product as hypothetical. Bases 1 to 867 code for a protein of 288 amino acids. The transcript is spliced from 4 exons. The record is from RefSeq and is a predicted model, not a curated record. Lineage: Eukaryota; Fungi; Ascomycota; Eurotiomycetes; Chaetothyriales; Herpotrichiellaceae.